AUGCAGCAGCUCACGAUAUUCAUGGAUAUCGAAAGCUCCCGUUCAUAUAUCGAUGAGUUAUACUCAUCGGAGGCUGCAAAAACACAAGAGGCAUUAGUGACUUUAAAGAAUUCAGUGAUCGGUAGUAAUCGACAGAAAAGCUCCGUUAUACAACAAGGAAUUGUACCGAGAUUGUUACAGCUGAUGUCGGAUGAAGAAAUUGAUCCCAACAUUAGAUUAGAAGCUACUAUAACUAUUGGUUCAUUAGCAAAAGGUACUGCUGAGAAUGUUAAUUCAUUGGUAGAACAAGGUGCAGCAUUAGCUUUAGUAGAACUACUUAGAACAGUACCUAUUGGGACAAAAUUAAUUGAGGCAGCACUGUGCGCUUUAAGGAGUAUAUUUCUACACCCACCAGCACCCAUUACCACAUUGCCUGCUGAUAUGAUGCUUUUGUCAAGGCUAACACAGAUAGCACGCGAAGGCACACCUACGGCGCGAGCGUGUGUGGUGCGCAUUUUGUCGAUCUGGUGCGGAGGGCCGUUGGAGCAGGAGGCGCUUUGCGCCGCGGGGGCUUGUGGGGCUGCGGCGGCGCUUCUCUCCUCGCGCUCGACUCCGCCGCCGGCUCGCGCCUUGCCCGCCCUGGAUUUACUAGCCGCCAUGUGCUUUGAAAACGCCAGUGUGUCCCACACGGCCAUGAACACUAAGCAUGGUGAAAAAACGAUACCCGAACUUCUAACGUUUUUAGUGUCGCGCGACAAGCCUUUGCCCGUGGCUUUGGGUGCCGCACGAUGUCUUACUUUCAUUCACCGAGCUGGGGCUUUACCGUCAGACGACAACAGAGUGGUAUUCGGCGCUUUACCCUGUCUUGCUCGACUCUGUACGAAAGACAUGCCUGAGGACAUAAGGGCGACGGCCGCGGAGACUUUAGCGUACUUAGCAGAGGUGGACACCUCGCUGCAGAGGUUGGCAGCGAUAUCCAACCACUUGAUGAGCUCGCUGGCAGAAAUUGUAAACUGCCCUUCGGCCGCGGCGAAGCAGGGCGCCUUCAAGUGCUUCGCCUCCCUGGGCGCCAACGACGAGGACAUCAGGAAGAGGAUCAUCGAGACCCACGGGCUGAUGGUGCACGUGGUCAACGGGAUGAACAACCCAGAGCCUACCGUAAGACUAGCGGCUGUAAGAUGUUUGCACUCCCUGUCGAGAUCGGUACAGCAAUUACGGACUACGUUUCAGGACCACGCGGUGUGGCGGCCGCUGAUGCAGCUCUUGAACGAUUCGCCGGGCAACGAGCUGCUCACCGUCGGCUCCUCCACGCUCUGCAACCUGCUCUUGGAGUUCUCGCCCGCCAAGGAGCCGAUGCUGGACCAAGGCGCUGUCGAAAUGUUAUGCAACUUAACGAAGAGGCCCGAAGCCGCGCUGAGGCUUAACGGAAUUUGGGCCCUUAUGAAUAUGGCUUUUCAGGCCGAGCAGAAGGUGAAGCAGCGCAUUCUGUGCUGCUUGGGCACCGAGCAGAUGUUCCGUUUGCUGGGCGAUAGCGACACGCGCGUGAUCAUGAAGACCCUUGGCCUCCUGAGGAACCUCCUCUCCACCAGGCAGCACAUAGACGCGAUAAUGGGCGAAUACUCCUCACAAGUCAUGCAGGCGGUGAUUGUCGUAUUAGAGGGAUCAUAUCCGGCCGAAGUGAAAGAGCAGGCUUUGUGCAUAUUGGGUAACAUCGGCGACGGCGAGAAGGCGAAGGAUCUCAUAAUGGCCAACGAGGAUGUUCUGCGGAAAUUGGUCGAUUACCUGGCGCACCCCGAGAGCAAGCUGCAGGAGGCGGCGCUGUUCGUGGCGGGCAACCUGGUGUGGCGCGGCGAGGCGGGCGCGGCGGCGCGGCAGGCGCGCCUCGCCGACCUGGGCGUGCUGCGCGCGCUCAAGCUGCUCUACGCGCGCCACGACGCCAAGCACCUGCACGACAAAGUGACGACAGCCCUGGCACAGUUCAACGAGUUCACA
Messenger RNA from Iphiclides podalirius (scarce swallowtail), 1971 nucleotides. Lineage: Eukaryota; Metazoa; Arthropoda; Insecta; Lepidoptera; Papilionidae. The record is from the annotation of a GenBank genome assembly.